UGGCAUUUUUGUUAACUUGCUAAUCGAUGAUCAUAUGCCUGCUUCUAUUGUUUUAGAUGUACUUUAUUUUUGGUUAAACAAUGGUCGUAAUAUUUUUAUUUCACAAUGUGAUUAUUGCAAUUUAUUUUAUUAUGUACUAAAAUAAUAGAAGCAGGCAUGCCUAUGAACAUCGAUUAGCAUGUUAGCAAAAAGAACCAUUUCCCUCCAAUAGAAGCUGACAUGUCUAGGAUCAUCGAUUAGCAUGUUAGCAAAAACACAAUUUCCCUCAAAUAGAAGCAGGCAUGUCUACGAUCGUCAAUUAUCAUGUUAGCAAAAUCGCUUAUUUCCCUCCGAUAGAAGCAAACGUCUAUGAUCGUCGAUUAGCAUGUUAGCAAAAACAUCAUUUUCCUCCAAUAGAACAAGCUUAUCUACGAUUUUCGAUUAGCAUGUUAGCAAAAAUACCUAUUCCCUUCGAAUCGAAGCAAGCAUGUCUAAGAUCGAUUAGCUUGUUAGCAAAAAUACCUAUUUCCCUCCAAUGGAAGCAAGCAUGUCGAAGAUUGUCGAUUAGCAUGUUAACAACAACAUAUUUCCCUUCAAUAGAAGCAGGCAUGUCUAUGAUCGUCGAUUAGCAUGUCCGCAAAAACGCCUUACCCUCUGAUAGAAGCAAACAUGUCUACAAUCGUCAAUUAGCAUAUUAGCAAAAACACCAUUUCCCUCAAAUAGAAGCAGGCAUGUCUACGAUUGUCCAUUAACAUGUUAGCAAAAACGCCUAUUUCUCUCCGACAGAAGUAAACGUCUACGAUCGUCGAUUAGCAUGUUAGCAAAAACACCAUCUCCCUCAAAUAGAACAAGCUUAUCUACGAUUGUCGAUUAGCAUGUUAGCAAAAAUACCUAUUUCCCUCCAAUUGAAGCAAGCAUGUCUAAGAUUGUCCAUUAGCUUGUUAGUAAAAACACAAUUUUCCUCCAAUAGAACAAGCUUAUUUACGAUUGUCAAUUUGCAUGUUAGCAAAAUACCAUUUCCCUCCAAUCAAAACAAGCAUGUCUAAGAUAUUCGAUUAGCUUGUUCGCAAAAACACCUAUUUACCUCCAAAGAAGCAGUCAUGUCAACAGUCAUUGAUUAGCAUGUUAUAAAAAAAAAACAUUUUCCUCCAAUAGAAGCAAGCAUGUCUAUGAUCAUCGAUUAUCAUGUUAGCAAAAAUAGCAUUUCCCUCCAAUAAAAGCAAGCAUGUCUACGAUCGUCCAUUAGCAUGUUAGCAAAAAGACCCAUUCCCCUCAAAUAGAAGCAGGCAUGUCUACGAUCGUCGAUUAACAUGUUAGCAAAAACACUUAUUUCCCUCCAAUAGAAGAAGGCAUGUCUAUGAUCAUCGAUUAGCAUGUUAGCAAAAAUGCCUUACCCUCCGAUAUAAGCAAACAUGUCUACGCUCGUCGAUUAGCAUGUUAGCAAAAAUGCCUAUUUCCCUCCGAUAGAAGCAAACGUCCACUAUCGUCGAUUAGCAUGUUAGCAAAAACACCAUUUUCCUCCAAUAGAAAAAGCUUAUCAACGAUUGUCACUUAGCAUGUUAGCAAAAAUAACUAUUUCCCUCCAAUCGAAGCAAGCAUGUCUAAGAUCAUCGAUUAACUUGUUAACAAAAACACCUAUUUACCUCCAAAGAAGCAGGCAUGUCAACAGUCAUUGAUUAGCAUGUUAGCAAAAAGACCCAUUCCCCUCAAAUAUAAGCAGGCAUGUCUACGAUCAUCGAUUAGCAUGUUAGCAAAAAUAACAUUUCCCUCCAAUGGAAGCACGCAUUCUGAUAACAAUCAAUUAGCAUGUUAGCAAAAGUACAAUUUACGUUCAGUUUAAAAAAUGUAAAUAAAAAGUACAUCAAUAAAAUAUACUUUUAAAAAAAAAUCAUGAUUCCUGCUUGCCCUCCCACUCAAACUAGAUCAGAUGUCAAUCACUGUCAAUGGCAGCCAAUGAGUUAAAAGGAGAAAACUGUGAACAAGGGUUUUGGGGGGAGGGCGGGGUCAGAUUUUUUUUUUUCGGUUUGUCGGGUGAUGUAUAAAGAGGAUUUGCCAUAAUUUUGUGAUACGCUAUUUUGAGAGUAGCUCUUUGUAUUUAAGUGUUUCUUCUCCAGAGCUCGGCUGACGUGCUGGAACCUUUUUUUUUUCUUCCUGUCUUUACUUUUGGAAUUGUAUUUAUUCUCCACGGCACCCCUUUGUAGCACCGAUGCAGCAGAGUUGAUUUACCCACACGCCUCCUCAAUAUGCAGCAGUCCUGACAAUGAACAAUGGCCUUCUUUGUCUUCCGUGGUUCAAGCCAUUCUCGCUAUCCAGGGUUGAUACUUCAUUUGGGCGAUUUCCGGACCCCCCUCUUCUCCCCUCCGCGCUGGUUAUCUGUGACUGGGACGCUGCAAUGGGGGGGACAAAACAAAAAACGAAAACACUAUGCUUUGAAUGGAAAAAUGGAGAGAAAAAGACAAUAAGAUUGACUAAAAUAUACCUCAUAUCACAAAAAGCGUAAGAAAGCAGGGACGCGUUUGGUUGUAUGUAGUGGAAAUAUUUGUAGAAUAGGUUUGACAUAUUGUUAUCAUUUUUUUUCACACUGCCUGUGUUUACAAUGAUAGAGCAAGUGACUUGUCCAAAAUGCAAAAUGUAUUUUUUCGUUUCGUCGGAUUUUUAAUGUACAAACAUCCAUGCCAAGCAGUGUUGCAUUCUAGAUGCCUCGUUUGUAGGAUUUUUUUUUUUCUCAUGUUAUAUCCCUUAUUUUUGUUACUUGCCAUAAUGUUUUUUGAUAUGAACUCUAGAAGGAUAUUGUUUACAAAAAUGUACAAAAACACUAAAAAUGUGUGUUUUGUUUUUUUCUUUUUUUUUGGAGUUUGGAUCAAGUAUGCAUGAUUUUUAUGGCUUUUUUUUCUGCCUGUCACCUCAAUACCAAAUGUUGUAGCAGAAGCCUUCCCUAUUUCCUUUGUCGCGGUAGUACUAGAGCACCCUCGUGACACCAUUUCCCCCCAGGCUGUACCUGUUAUUGAGAUGAUGAUCGGAUUAGAGGAGCCAAUAAAAACGUUUUUUUCUUACAAAAGAAAAUCGAGUUUUUUAUUUUUUAUUGACAGUUUCAUAUUGUAUAACAUUAUUUUUGCAUUUGACAGAAAACCAACUGGAGUUGUCUACUGUAGUGACACAAGAGGGCGCUGUUUCAUCCCAUGUUAGUCAACUGGUGGAACAGUUGAUGUCCAAUCAUGUGGCAUCCAUACUGCUGUGAAUUGAAAUGCAGUGCAGACAGUUGUACCCGAACCAGAGGAAGGGCACACCACACCAAAAAUGACAACAACCACACUGAUCAGAGCCAGACCAACAACCACGCCAAAACCGCCGACUACUACACCUGCCGGACCAACCACCACGCCAAAACCGCCGACCACCACACCAAAACCGCCGACCACCACACCCGCCGGACCAACCACCACGCCAAAACCGCCGACAACCACACCCGCCGGACCAACCACCACGCCAAAACCGCCGACAACCACACCCGCCGGACCAACCACCACGCCAAAACCGCCGACAACCACACCCGCCGGACCAACCACCACGCCAAAACCGCCGACAACCACACCCGCCGGACCAACCACCACGCCAAAACCGCCGACAACCACACCCGCCGGACCAACCACCACGCCAAAACCGCCGACAACCACACCCGCCGGACCAACCACCACGCCAAAACCGCCGACUACUACACCCGCCGGACCAACCACCACGCCAAAACCGCCGACAACCACACCCGCCGGACCAACCACCACGCCAAAACCGCCGACUACCACACCGGCCGGACCAACCACCACGCCAAAACCGCCGACUACCACACCCGCCGGACCAACCACCACGCCAAAACCGCCGACAACCACACCCGCCGGACCAACCACCACGCCAAAACCGCCGACAACCACACCCGCCGGACCAACCACCACGCCAAAACCGCCGACUACCACACCUGCCGGACCAACCACCACGCCAAAACCCCCGACAACCACACCUGCCGGACCAACCACCACGCCAAAACCCCCGACAACCACACCUGCCGGACCAACCACCACGCCAAAACCCCCGACAACCACACCUGCCGGACCAACCACCACACCAAAACAGCCGACAACCACACCAAAACCCCAAGGUAUCUGUGAUCGUCAACCAUGUCCUUUCGGGAGCCGAUGCGAGGCUCGUGCCAAUGAUACCCGUGUAUGCUUGUGUAUGGCUGGUGAUUCCUUCAAUGAGGAAAGUCAAAGUUGUCAGACUGCCAAAGUGUUCCCAGGACAACUGCAAGUGCCUGGAAUAACAUUUGAAAAGAACAUGACAAUCAAAACCUCAACCAUAUUUCAACAAACUGCCAAGAAAAUUACAGAUCAGGUGGAUGCAGUUUUCAAAGAAAAUCCUGGCUAUUCUCAUUCUAUUGUGCUGGAACUCAAGUCCAUCGACGAUCCAAAAGCACGAGCUAAUGGCGGCGUCAGCGCUACAGUUGAGAUGAUCUUCGAGAAGUCUGCUGAAAUAAAUACUACGCAAAUCAUCAGCACCAUCGCUAAAGCCUCGGAAUGUGACGGUUGUCUUCUGGCCAAUUCCGAGUUUUCAAAAACUAAACUGUGUAGUAAGAAACCAUGCGAUGAAAAAACCUCAACGUGUUCCGAAGAAGACAACGGCAGUUUCACCUGCAAGUGUUCGAAGGGUUACAUUAUGACAGAUUACAGUGAGAGAUCGUGUAGCGCUUGUCCAAGUGGUCAGACGCCCAGAGGAACCCGGGAAUGUAUGAACUGUCCAUUCGGUUACUCUGGUUUUAACUGCAAUGAAUCGUGGAAAUUAAUCCUGGUCAUCGUUGGUUCUGUGCUUGGAGGACUGCUAGUCAUCACAGUUAUCGCUCUGAUCGUCGUGGCUGUCAAAUCCCCAAAGAAGACCUCCAAGAGAAGUAAAGGUUUAGACGCCAGGAACACCAACAUGAUCAACGUUUCUGAUCGAGAUCCUCUCGUUACGAGUUUGCCGACCAAUCACCGGGAUCCUCCUGUUAAGAAGGAACCCGCCAUGGGAGUAAAACCAUUCCCCAAUGGAGGUGUACCCAAGAUCCCGCGAGCCACAGCCGCCAGUGCCUGGGAUAGCGGCACCAACCUGGAGAUGACACCUAGCAAUAGCCGCCAGAACUUGGUGAAUUCGGGGCGGAGUGCGCUCAAUGAAAACUAUGAGGAAAUACGCGAUAGUCCAUACAACCAGCCACGCAACCAAACCAACCCCUACACCCAACCGAGGCCCCUGAACAACCCGUACGCAGAAUCCCGAGCAGGCAACAACCCUUAUGCCCAGAGUCGUCCUCAGACCAACCCGUACGCUCGGAACCAAGGGCAGGCGAAUCCCAACUUCUCAGACGAUGAUGGGAGGCCAUUCAGCUACUGAGGAAUCUGUUCCUCGUCAGCAAUAGCAAUACAAAAGACAAGAACUGCUCAGGGAUUUUGCAGUAGAUGAAAUAUGUUAAGGUGCUAAACAUCGCGCCAGGGGGAAUUCCAGUCCAUCUUCUUCUAUGCUGCAAAAUAAAUUUAUUCCGUUUUAUUGUUUUUGACCUUGCUUUUCAUGUUCAUUGGCCACAAAAUGUCUUCCAUUCUUUGCCUUUCUACCUGUUUGGAAAGUAUGUAAUGCAUAUUUUGGGAAAGUAUAAAAUGCAUAUUUUGUAUAUUAAUGUACAUUUAAUGUCUUUGCUUUCUCAUUUUUGGGGAGGUUAUAUUUAAAGAGAACACAAUAUAGUGUAAUUUAAACGAUAUUUAGAGGGAGCUGACCUAUUUUUAUAUUCAAACACAUCUUGUAGUGUGAUUGUCUAAUUAUCACCCAUUCUCCUCCAUGUUCUGUUGUCCUGCUUACAUGUUAAAGGGACUGUACCGUAAAUCAUACAACACACGCUUUAAUUACUGUAGUAUUUUGAAUAAUGAACGUUUUUUUACUGCUUUACUGUUCUUAACUUUGUUCACAUUUGCACAUGAAAGUACAUCAAACUAUUGACUUGGCAAAUUAUGCUUACGUUUAGAGGGAGCUAGUGAUCCACCAGCGACACCUUUAGAGACUCAAAAUUACAUGAUAGGUUUACCACUAUUAUAUUCAUCAAGCUAUUGUACUGUAAAAAUAUGAUUCACUAAAUGCUAUGAACUGUUUGCGUCCUCAUUUUUUUAAGCUCGUGACCCGAGUACAAAAGCUAUAGAAUCUUGAUUUAAGAAACAUAUAAAGCAAUAUACCUUUGUGCUUUAGUGCACUCAAGGAUUGUGAUGUGUAACAAGGUCACAUGCUGUAAAGCACUCACUGUUAGUGUGAUUGUGCAAUAAUUUGUGUGUGAAUGGAUUUUAUGGGGCUUCAAUGAUAUAUUUUUAAUUGCUUUGGGAUGUUGGAAGAUUGUGUGACACACAAUACUAAAAUAACUCUUUAGGCAUUAGAAGUUCAAAAGGAAUGGAUGUAAAAAAGUUGCAAAGUCCGCUAGUUUAAUGCUAACACUUCAACUCACAAUAUAAACCUUAAAUAAGAAAUAAUUGUACAAAAGCAUGUUUUCAGCCGAUUCUGGUUUUAAAUUACUGUUGAACUAACAUAAAGGGCAAGGAAGUUGAUAAAACAAUUUCAUAACUUUGGCCUUAAGUCCACUAGCGUAUUGCUAAACCAUUAACAUAUGAUCUUAAAUUACAUACAGUAUAUUUGAAGACAAUGUUUUUGCCACUCCUUUUUUAUGUUUACUAUCAAACUUACCAAAAACUCAAGAAAAUUUAAGUAAACGUAUAAAACAAUUUCAUAACUUUGGCAUAAAGUCCGCUAGCUCAUGCUAAACCACUAACACAUCCUAUAAACCUUAUUCUGCAUAUAUUUAAAGACAGAAAUAAUCUGUGCCAGUCCUUGUUGAAGUUUACUGUCAAACUUAACAAAACCCAGGAAAAUUAAACUAAUAAUACAAUUUCAUAACUUUGGCCGUAAGUCCACUAGCUUAUUGCUAAACCAUUAACACAUGCUAUGAACCUUAAAAGAAUGUAUAUUUGAAGACAAACAUGUUUUGUGCCACUCCUUGUUGAAGUUUACUGUCAAACUUACAAAAACCCAAGAAAAUUAAACAAAUAAAACAAUUUCAUAAGUUGGCCUAAAGUCCACUAACUUUUGCUAAACCAUUUACACAUGCUAUAAACGCUAAACUACAUAUAUUUGAAUUGAAGACAGCAAUGUUUUGUGUCACUCCUUGUUGAAGUUUACUGUCAAAAACUCAAGAAAAUUAAACUAAUAAAACAAUUUCAGAACUUUGCCCUAAAGUCCGCUAGCUUAUUACUAAACCAUUACCAAAUGCUAUAAACCUUAAACUACAUAUAUUUGAAAAUAAACAUGUUUUGUGCCACUUCUUGUUGAAGUUUACUAUCAGCCGUGACAAAAACCCAAGAAAACUCAAGUAAACUACUAAAACAAUUUCAUGACUUUGGCCUAAAGUCCGCUAGCUUAUUCCCAAACCA
Molecule: messenger RNA, 7460 nt
Organism: Corythoichthys intestinalis (scribbled pipefish)
Lineage: Eukaryota; Metazoa; Chordata; Actinopteri; Syngnathiformes; Syngnathidae
Gene: muc13b
Product: mucin 13b, cell surface associated
Exons: 12
Coding region: 3277-5391 (704 amino acids)
Source: RefSeq, a predicted model, not a curated record